Molecule: messenger RNA, 5139 nt
Organism: Gadus chalcogrammus (walleye pollock)
Lineage: Eukaryota; Metazoa; Chordata; Actinopteri; Gadiformes; Gadidae
Gene: dtx2
Product: deltex 2, E3 ubiquitin ligase
Exons: 9
Coding region: 361-2409 (682 amino acids)
Biological process (GO): Notch signaling pathway; protein ubiquitination
Cellular component (GO): nucleoplasm
Molecular function (GO): ubiquitin protein ligase activity; zinc ion binding
Source: RefSeq, a predicted model, not a curated record
GGGAGAAGAAGGAGGCGACAGGAAAGGAAAACGAAGAAGAAGAAUAACAAGAGCAGGAAGAAGAACAUUGGCAACAACCUAUCAACUUCCAACCUUACUACAGCUCGGCUGCCUGUAAACGUAUUACGGUCAUUAGUCAACAUGCCUUUGGAUGUUCAUUGUGUCCGUGUGUUGUUUGUUGUGGACACUGCCAUCGCCACAGACGCAUGCAAAUGAAUUUAGAAUGGCUAUUUUUAACGAGCCGAGCUAGCUGUGCUAGCUAGCAGCUAUUAUCGCUAGGCUUUGUCGUGGCAACGGAGGUAACUAGCUCGUUAUUGGAGUGAGUUAUUGUUAUCAAACGUUAAGCAAGCAAGUGUGAAUAUGGCUGUUGUCUCUGGAUCAUGUGUUCGAGUCAACGGGUCCCGAAGUGGGCCCUCUGUGUCAGCCUCGCCCGCUGGGACGGUGGGACAGUCCCAGCCCAUGAUAGCGGUGUGGGAAUGGCAGGAUGAUCUGGGCCACUGGCGGCCGUACAGCGGCCAGGUGAGCGGACACAUCGAGCGGAGUCUGACCCCCAGACAGGGCCCGAGCGGAGGGGGCCCCAGCCCCACCAGCAUCUGUCUCGGACAGUCAGACCCUACGCUGUCACCCUAUCUCAUAGACGUACCCAGCUUGAAGCAAUUUCGGCAAGAUACAGGGAAAACGCGCUCUGUGCGGCGCUCCCUGUUCCCCCAGUCCUCCGGGCUGGGCAGCGGCGUCUACUGGGAGUGGGCCAACGACGAGGGUGGCUGGACGCCGUACGAGACGCGCACCUCCAUCCUGCUGGAGCACAGCUACCAGGCCCGGCAGGGCACGGCCGACCUCGGCCUGCACGGCUACAACUACAUCGUGGACCUCACGUCGCUGGCCCAGGUCAACAAGGCCAGCGGCUUCAGGCGCCAGGUGCGGCGCCAGUGCAGCCUGCCGUACCCGCUGGCCUCCGCCGGCCACGCGGCCGGCCCCUCGGGGCCCGCCUGCUCCUGCCACCAGUGCUUGAGCCACAGCAGCACGGGGCCGAUGCCCAGCCGCUCCCGCCACUCCCUGUCCUCCAACCAGCUCAACCGGCCCAGCCUCCAGGGGCCCGGGAGGGCCGUGGCGGCGCACCCGGCCUCCGUCUACUCCCCCUACCCGAGGAGACCCCUCUCCGUCGGGGGCUUGUCCUGGGGCAGCCCCUGGCCUCCGCCGUCCACCGGCGCACAUGCCUCUGGGCCGAUGCAAAGCAACUCCGGAAGUGCAAAUGGAUUGAGUGUCCCUGCAAUCCCUGUCCAGCUGAGCGGAUCCACCAGCAUGACCUCCGCCCUAGCAGGCAUGGCCUCCAUUUUGAUGUCCGCAGUGGGCCUGGGCGUGCACUUCACCGGCGCCCCCCUCCAUCACCAACAGCAGCCGCAGCAGCAGCAGCCGCAGCAGCAGCAGCCGCAGCAGCAGCUACAGCCGCAGCCACCCGCGCUCCUUCCUCUUCCUCCGCCCCUCCUGCCCCCAGGCGGCAGCAGCAGCACCGCCAGCACCACCAGCAGCAGCAGGCCUAGCAAGGCCCACAGCACCAGUGGCGGCGGCGGUGGUGGUGGUGGCGGCGGCGGCGGCGGCGGUGGUGGUGAUGGUGGGGGUGGUAGCAGCGGCACCACCAGCAGCAGCAGCAGCAGUUCAGUUAGGAGAGCAAAGAGGCAGCACAGGAGAGCCUCCAGACCAGAAGACGUCAUCCAACGAUACAUGGAGCACCUACCCCUGGCCCCCGACGAGGACUGCAUUAUCUGCAUGGACCAUCUGUCCAGCCCCUCCAGCUAUGAGGCGGUGUCAUCAGAGAGCGGCGGCCCGUGCAUCCUGCCCGAGACCGUGGGCAAGUUCAUCACGUGCGGACACGCCCUGCACAUGCUCUGCAUGCUGGCCAUGUACAACAAUGGAACCAAGGACGGCAGCCUCCAGUGUCCCUCAUGUAAGACGAUUUACGGCGAGAAGACGGGCACUCAGCCCAAGGGCAAGAUGGAGAUUUACAGCAUCGGCCAGGCCCUGCCAGGCCACCCUGACUGCGGCACCAUCCAGAUCAUCUACAGCAUUCUGCCGGGCCUCCAGGGCCCGGAGCACCCCAACCCUGGCCAGCCGUACACCUGCAGGGGCUUCCCGCGCUUCUGCUUCCUCCCGGACAACGACAAGGGCCGCAAGGUGCUGGAGCUGCUGAAGGUGGCGUGGAUGCGGCGGCUGAUCUUCACGGUGGGCACGUCGAGCACCACAGGCGAGCCCGACACGGUGGUGUGGAACGAGAUCCACCACAAGACGGAGAUGAUGUCCAACCUGUCGGGCCACGGCUACCCGGACCCCAACUACCUGGACAACGUGCUCUCGGAGCUGGCCUCUCAGGGCGUCAACGAGGCCUCCCUCAAACACCCGGGCGGCAGCUAGGUCCGGAAGGACCCGCCGCACCCCCAGCCCCCCCACCCCCUCUCCUUCUCCAUUCGUGGACCACUAAGACUGAACCCCUCCCUCCCCCGACCCCUGAUCACUGUUGACUGUUUCCCGGGUUCAACCUCAAUAAACAGCAAAACGAAUGAAGUGGCUUCGAUGACCAUCCAACGGCACGGAGUGGUCGGGUUUGAACUGCGUUAUAGUCUGUUGUUGUCAUUGUUAGGAAAGGCGAGUUAAGGCUCUGCAGACUACGCAAAAUCUUCUGGAGGAUCCUGUUGUGAGCUACCAGACGACUGUGGUCAAACCCCCCCCCUCCCGAAGUCUUGAUGCCCCCCCAGAACAGUGAACGGCGAGAGAUCCUCGUGGAGCACCAACCCUUGGUUACCUAUAUUUCAGUUUUUCUUGUACUCCACCAAGUGUGGAAAAAGAGGAAAAAGGUAAACGUGGAUGCAUUCAAUGCUACUGGCUACGGAGGAUAUUUAGGAUUUAUUAUCUUGUCCGGUUUUAUUUUUUUCCAUCGAGAGUCUCGUGUAUACCGGCGUCAUGAAAAUGGCAGCUUAUGUGGGAGAUUAAAAGAUCUCAUUGAGCACUUUAGUUCUCGCAGUGCAACUAAGUAACAUGGUUAGCUUUUCUUUUAAUGGUUUGGGGGUUUCUUAAUAGGUCAUUUAUGCAAUGAAAAAGAAAUGGAGUAUUUUGUUUAAACCUUUGUGUUUAGUGCAAGGGCACACAGAAAAAUCUAUUAAGUAAUGAGCGUAUGUUUAUAUAUGCCUAAUUAAUUGUCAAGGCAAUAUCUUUGUUGUACAUGUUAACCCCAGUUAAACAAGCCUUUGAUAAAAAGAAAAAAGACAAAUAAAUUAUGAAAAUUGAUCAUGUACUACACAAAUACCACUAGAGGAAAAUGCAUUAAUUAUGUAUUGUUCUCACUAUUGUGUGAUUAAUCACUCAUUGAUGACAUUAUGGGGGUUAUUCUUUCUGUAAAACCAAUAUCUGGCAGUUGCCAUUCACAAUUAAUGGGUUCUGCCCAGACACGUGGACUGUGUUUUAGUCCGAGGGGACCAGAUGGGACGAAACGUCAGUUGUAUCGACAGAGCCUCGGCUAUGUGAACGACACGUUGUGACAAUCAAGACAACAGAGGGAUAAAAAAAGCUCUUACUCAGACAAAAAGCAAAUGUAUAUUGAACACCAAUGUCUUGUUCACGGCUGGCCCACUGCUGCCUGCUCAUCUGAUUGUUAGCCUGUGUUAAUCCUGCCUGUGACACAUUGCAGCAUUGUCAAACUGAGUCUUGAGAUGUAUGCAAACCAAGUAUGAUUUUAGGGGUAAAAAUUGAUUUCUGCAAUAAAGAACGUAAACUGUAAAAACUGUUUUUUUUAAAUUAGAAAGUCGCUGUUUGGUCUCGCUCCAUCCCAAAUUGAUGUUGUUUAUUCAGGACUACUUUUGCUCACUUACUGGUCAAGAACUGAAUACCAUUUAAUUUGAUUGCUGGAAAUCAACACUGACUGGAAAAUACUUUUAAAAUAGAAUCAACACAGGAAAGAAAUCUUGUAUGGAUUAAUUUACCUUUGAAAUCUAGCUUUCUCUGGCUCUCAAAUCACAUAUCCUACCUUUUAAGUCUGCCUGUGUUAUUCACUUUUAUCAGUGAGUACACACUUGUGUCCACAAACACAUUCUUUUUGCUUGUGUUACAAAAUUUCAAAAACGUAAUUUCAUUAAAAAAAUUGUCCAUUCCUGCAAGUAAGGUUUCCCUUUUUCUAAGGGAAUAAUUGAAGCACUUGCUGGUCCAACUACAAUUUGUACCAGAACAAUUUUGCCAAACUGGUCUCAUGCUGGUCCGCAUAAUGUUGAAUGAGGAGUCUUUUAUUUUACACUUACCUGCUACUAUUCCAUUUUUUAAAGAUAUUUUACUUUUAAAAUAUAUAUUGCUUUGUGGAUUUUUUUAAAUUGUAAAUGCUGGUGUGUAUGAAAAGUUGAUGGUGUCCGACGGUGGGGUCGACUCCUCUCGAUCUUCUGGUGACCCUUAUGAGGUCGACUCCGUUUAGCGCCCCCUUCUGGCAGGUAAAGGCAACUUCCUUUAAAAAUCUAUUUUUUAAGACGGUUGCAUAACCAAGUAAUCAAAGAAUAUCAUGCUUAACAAGUAUUGAGGCAUAUAAAAAAAAACAGCUUUCCCAUCUUUUAACAUACCUUUUAUGGAAAGAACCCCAGGUAGUGCAGAUCUAUUACACAAUAUUGAAGUUGUGUUAAAUAGAGAUGCACUUAUCCGAUACUGGAUAUCUUUAUCUCAGUCUUUUCUUAUUGCGAAACCAAAAAAGAUAAUACAAUGGGGAUUAUAUUUUGUAGAAGUUUAUUUUCAAUUCAACAGAUCGUUUUUUUUUGUUUUUUGUUUUGAUAAACAUUUAUAGCAUAAAAUACUGUCCAUUAUUUUUUGAUGGAGUUCAGAAAUGGGCCAGCCUUAUAAGCUUUUAAAUCGAAAGAAACCUAUUGGCAUAUGGGAUCGGUUCUCUGCGUUGGCAAAUAUGUGUGUUGGUGCAACCCUCAUGUCUAUACUCUCCAUGGUUGGCUAGAUCGAAGGGGAGCUGGGAGGCUCGGAACCCAGUUAAUCAAAUUCUGUGGGUCAAAUUUAGGUAUUUCGGUCCUUUGUUAGGAAUGACAUAUAGUUGUCUUGCACCUAUAGGUAAUAUGAGUUUUGUAAAGGGAAAGUAAAUUAAAAAAGUAACCAGAAACAACCAAG